Molecule: messenger RNA, 1203 nt
Organism: Paraphaeosphaeria sporulosa
Lineage: Eukaryota; Fungi; Ascomycota; Dothideomycetes; Pleosporales; Didymosphaeriaceae
Product: pectin lyase-like protein
Exons: 4
Coding region: 1-1203 (400 amino acids)
Biological process (GO): carbohydrate metabolic process
Molecular function (GO): polygalacturonase activity
Source: RefSeq, a predicted model, not a curated record
AUGCUGCUCACGUGGUCACUGAUCACUCUCCUCGCUGUGCCAGCUCUGGCUGGCAUGAACAAGACCGGCACCCUCUGCACCGUGACCCCGUCUGGCAGUAAAGAUGAUAGUGGCUUUAUCAUGGAUGCAUUCAAGCAAUGCGGUCAGAAUGGACAGAUUGAGAUCACCGAAGGUGACUUCACCAUCGCCAAAGUCAUGGACGUCUUGAAUCUAAAGAACUGCGACAUUAGCAUAAGAGGCAAGCUCACUUGGAACGAUGACAUCAACUAUUGGACCAAGAACUCCAUCGGUGUCACUUACGCGCAGCGUAGCACUGCCUUCCGACUCGGCGGAGACACCUUCUCUAUCCGAGGGCAUGGCCAAGCGCUCUUUUUCGGCAACGGCCAGAAGUGGUAUGAUGUCAACAAGAACGGUUCGAACAUGGCUGGCCGGCCGAUCAGCUUGACACUAUGGAAAGCAAAGAAUGUGUUCAUCGAUGGGAUAACGUGGCGGCAGCCGCAGUUCUGGCACACGUUCGUCGCGUACUCCGAGAACGUGACAAUGACCAAUCUCGACAUGAACGCCACUUCGACCUCGCAAUGGAACACUGUCAACACUGAUGGCUUCGAUUCCUGGAACUCGAAGGAUAUCACGAUCAAGAAUUGGGUCGUGAAGUGCGGCGACGACUGCAUAUCCAUCAAGGGCAAUAGCAGCAACAUCUAUGUCAAGAAUGUAACCUGCUACGAGUCUGGCGCUGCCUGCAUUGGUUCGCUUGGAAACAACGCGAUAGAAUACGUUGAUAACGUCCUCUUCGAGGACUUCACCGCCAUCCAUUCGUCCAAUGCUGCCUGGAUAAAGACGUAUCCCGGUCAGGGCCAUGUACGAAAUGUCACCUUCCGGAACUUCUACUUCCAGGAUGUCAACCAGCCAAUAUACAUCUCUCCUUGCAUAUACUCGUACAGCAAUUGCGAUGCGAGUAGGUUGAAGAUCAGUGACAUCACAUGGGAGAACGUGACUGGGACAAGUCGGUACAAUGUCGCUGCGGGGAUUUACUGUAGUAAAGGAGCGCCGUGUACGGGGCUCAAGUUCAAGGAUAUCAACAUCAAGCCGAAAAACGGAGGGACCGCCAAGGUUCUGUGUAGCAACAUGAAUAGCGACAGUGGGUUGUCGUGUACGGGCACGUGUCCGAGUGGAUGGAAGCAGCAGUUGAGCGGGAACGCAUGA